AUGGCUAAAAAUAUCAAUCGUUAUUUAAAUGAAAUAACAGUAAAUAGAGAAAAUAUUCGAUUAAUUUAUUUGGAUAAAUUUGAACCCAGUAUUGAAAUACAAACAAAAUUAUUUGAAAUCAAUCCAGCUAUACAGUUUUAUACAGAUAUUCAAUUAUGUAUUGAUUUUCUUCAAUUAAAUUCCAAUGAAGAAAUAUUUUUAAUUAUUUCAAAUAUAUUAUUAACCGAUAUAUUCAAUUCAAUUUAUUCUUUACAAUCAAUUCUUGCAAUAUUUAUUUAUGAUGAUAAACAGAUAAUAAAUGAAUUAGAAUUCAAAUUAAAAUAUCCAAAAAUAAUUGAUAUAUAUACGAAUCAAAAUGAUCUAUUCAAUUCAAUUAAAGAAAAUAUUUUAUUAAUUGAAAAACAAAUAUUUAUUUAUAGUUUAUUUAAUCCUAAAAUACAAAAUUUAACACACGAAUCAGCUUUAUUUCGUUGGUAUCAAAUGUUAAUAAAUAUUCUUAAACAAAUUCCACAUAAUGAAUAUAAACGUGAUGAAAUAUUAAAUAAAUGUUUACAAUAUUAUCGAAUGAAUAAUUAUGAAUUAGAUACAAUUAUAUCAUUUCGUCAAAGUUAUACAGCACAACAAGCUAUACAAUGGUAUACAAAAGAAUGUUUUUUAUAUCGAUUUUUAAAUCGUGCAUUAUAUAUUCAUGAUAUUGAAUAUUUAUAUUCAUUUCAAUAUUUUCUUAUUGAUAUAUGUUUAGAAAUUGAAAAAGAAUGUGAAAUAAUAAAAAACGAAAAAUAUUUAAUUGUUUAUCGAGCACAAUUUAUGUCAAAUGAUGAAAUUGAAGAAUUAAAAAAAAAUAUUGGUUGUUUUAUUUCAAUAAAUAAUUUUAUAUUAACAACACGUAAUAAAAAUUAUUCAUUAGCUUUUUUUCAACAACAUUUUACAACAAAAGAAAAUAUUCUUUUCGAAAUUCAUAUUGAUUUUUCUAUUCAAACAAAUCUUUUAGCUGAUCUAUCAUCAUCAUUGAAUGGUGAACAAAAUAUUUUAUUAAAUAUAAAUUCAAUAUUUAAAAUUGACUCUAUAGAAUAUAAUACAAUAAAUAAUCUAUGGGAAAUCAAAUUAAUAACAAAUCAUGAUGGAACAAAACAUAUUAAUGAAUAUUUUAAAUGGAUUGAAAAUGAAAUGAAUUAUCAAAAUUCAAUAAUUUAUUUUGGACAUUUACUAUGGAAUAAUCUUAAAGAAAUAAAUCAAGGAAAAACUUAUUUUCAAAUUUUAUCAAAAUCAUUCUCAAAUGAAUAUAUUCAUAUGUCAGAAAUUUAUUUUGAAUUAGGAAAUAUUUAUGAUGAAUUAAAAGAAUAUAGUUUAGCAUUAAAUAAAUAUCAACAUGCUUUAAAAAUAUGUCAAAAACAAUUAACUAUUGAUCAUACACGUAUUGCUUUAUUAUUAAAUAAUAUUGGAAUUGUUUAUAAACAUAUGGGUAAUUAUGAUCGAGCUAUUGAAUUCUAUGGACAAUCAUUAUAUAUUUAUGAAACAAAAUGUUCAAAAAAUAAAAAUCAAUUUUAUCGAGCUAAUACAAUAUCGAAUUUAGGUUUAGCAUAUAAAGAUAAAAAUGAUUAUGAUACUGCACUUACUUAUCUUAAUUUAGCUUAUGAUAUACGACAUGAUAUUCUUUCAAAAGAUCAUUUAUUACUUGCAAAUUCAUUGAAUAAUAUUGGAGAAAUUUAUCAUGAUAAAAAUGAUCUUAAUCAAGCGCUUAAUUAUUAUCAACAAGCUUUAUCUAUUCAAGAAAAUAAUAAUUCAAAUGAUUCUUUAGAUAAAGCAAUUACAAUUCGAAAUAUUGGCUUGAUUUAUCGAGAUAAACAAGAUUGGCAAAAUGCUUUGAAUUAUUUUAAUCGUACACUUGAAAUACGUCAACAUUGUUUGCAUAAUAUAAAUUAUCCUGAUACUGCUAUAUGUUAUGGUGAUAUUGGAAAUAUCUAUGAAAAAAUGAAUAAAUUAGAUUUAGCAUUAAAUAAUUUUUUUCAACAAUUACAAAUUGAAGAACAUUGUUUACCAUUAAAUCAUAAAAAUCUUAUAAUACAUUUUGAUUUAAUAGUAAAUCUAUUAAAAAAAACCGAUCAAUCAAAUAAAGCAAUGGAAUUAUGUCAAGAAAAACUUUUACAUUUAAAACAUAUUCUUGGUAAUGAUUAUGAAAAUCAUCCACGUAUAGCUCAUAUAUUCGUAUUAAUAGCAACUAUAUAUGAAGAUGAAAAUCCAAAACAAGCUGAUCAACAUUAUCAACAAGCAUUAACAAUUCUUGAAAAUAAAAAAAAUGAAGAAAUAUUACAAACAUGUCUUUCACCAAUGACAAAUUUCUAUUGGAAAUGUCGAAUGUUUGAUCGUGCAUUAAUUUGUCAAAUGAAACUACUGAAUAUUCGUCGAUCAACUUUAUCAUCAAAUCAUAAUGAUAUUGCGUAUACAUUACGAGGUUUAGCACGACUUUAUCGUGCUAUGAAUAAGUCAAAUGAAGCUUUACAUUAUUUUCAUCAAAGUUUAAAUAUCCUACAAUCAAAUUAUGGUUCCGAACAUGCUGAUGUUAAAAAUAUUCAAAAUGAAAUUUUUGAAUUAAAAGAUAUUAUUCAUUCAGUACCAUUAAAUACAAAUGAAGAGUCGAAUAUUAAUCAGGCAGCAAUAAAUACACAUAAACUAUUAGUAACUAGUCCAAGUAAUGAAUCAAAAUUUCCAUCGUCAUCAUCAUCAUCAAUGAAUAUUGAGAAAAAAAAUCAACCAUCACCAUCAAUUUUAAAAAGUGCAUUUUGUAUUAUUAUAUAA
Molecule: messenger RNA, 2796 nt
Organism: Adineta steineri
Lineage: Eukaryota; Metazoa; Rotifera; Eurotatoria; Adinetida; Adinetidae
Source: the annotation of a GenBank genome assembly